This is a messenger RNA of Engraulis encrasicolus (European anchovy), 750 nucleotides long. RefSeq lists its product as uncharacterized. The record is from RefSeq and is a predicted model, not a curated record. The coding region runs from base 43 to 750 and encodes 235 amino acids. The transcript has 7 exons. Lineage: Eukaryota; Metazoa; Chordata; Actinopteri; Clupeiformes; Engraulidae.
UAUUGUCGUACUGAUCAGAGUUGCAUCUGUUAUUUGUGCCUGAUGGACCAACAUAAAGGCCAUGACACCAUCUCAGCUACAGAAGAAUGGAGUAAUGAAAAGGAAAGGCUGGGACAGAGCCAACGGAGAUGCCAGCAGACAAUCCACAAGAGAGAGAAGGAGCUUCAGGAGCUGAGGAGAGCAGUUGAGACUCUGAAGAGCUCAGCAGAGUCUGCAGUGGAACAUAGUGACCAGAUGUUUGAUGACAUCAUUCACUCUGUUGAGAGAAGGCGCUCUGAGGUGAGAGAGCUGAUCAGAGCUCAGGAGAAGGCUGAGGUGAGUCGAGCUGAACAACUCCUGCAACAAGUGGAGCAGGAGAUCUCUGAGCUGAAGAAGAGAGUUGCUGAGAUGGAGCAGCUUUCACACACACAGGAUCACAUCCAUUUCCUCAAGAAUGUAGGGUCCAUCUCUGAUAUUCCUGGCAGUAAAAUUCCAACCAGCCUGAAUGUUAACUCCAACCUCUACCUUGAUCUGGUGAAAACAUCCGUCUCUGCACUGAAGAUGGAGCUACCUGUAGAGGAGAAAUUAGAGUCGAUCUUCAGUCAGGUUGCAGUCAAAAUAUCUGCAGCAGAUACGGAUCCUGAUCUCACAGUCAAAAGCACAGGGAGUUUAUUGUGGCUGCCCCCACUCAUGUCUGAACCAGUCACCAGAGAGGACUUCCGACAGUCUCUUGCCGCCUUCUCCUGCUGGGAGAGGUUGUCAGAGCUGUGA